AUGCUCACAGACCGCCGAACAUGCCUCAGAUUUGAUGACUACACGUCCGCAGAGAUAGCCAUACGCAAUGGGAUCGUACAAGGUGACCCCUUCUCUAUGCUCUUAUAUGUGAUCUACUGCUCGCGGAUGUUACGCAUUGCAGACACCGACCGCCGGAAUGAACUGGUAAUUGGAUACGUUGACGACACAACGCUCCUCGCGCGGGGCAAAACCUAUCACGAC
Messenger RNA from Coniophora puteana RWD-64-598 SS2, 222 nucleotides. RefSeq lists its product as uncharacterized. The annotation marks the transcript as partial. The transcript has a single exon. Lineage: Eukaryota; Fungi; Basidiomycota; Agaricomycetes; Boletales; Coniophoraceae. The record is from RefSeq and is a predicted model, not a curated record.